Molecule: messenger RNA, 660 nt
Organism: Strongylus vulgaris
Lineage: Eukaryota; Metazoa; Nematoda; Chromadorea; Rhabditida; Strongylidae
Source: the annotation of a GenBank genome assembly
AUGCAUAGUAUGGAGAUGACUGACGACGAAGACGAUGGCGACGUGGGCAGUGAUAUCGUAACUUCAUCGCCAAUUAUAUUGCUCAGAAAAAACGAUUCUUCUACAAAAAUUUUGAAUCGGUCAGGAAACUGUACUUUGCCAGUUGCAAAGGCACAAACGAAAAAGCUGCAAGUUAUUUUGUCACUUUUGGGUGAGAAAAGGGACUCGAAAGACAUGAAGGAGAUAAGAAAACUUAUCAGCAAGUGGCAAAACAAAACGCGAAUUGUUACAUUAGAAGAGGAGGCAAGGAGAAAAGAAAUUUCCAAGGCUUUGCAAGACCUUAUCAACAAGUUUGAUGAAGUUAAUCUCGAAGUGGUCAAGAAUGCAAUGAUCGAUGAUGCUGAUGGUGAAGACGAUGAAAACGCAACGAUUCCCUGCGAACAAUUAUCACUUAUUGAAUCGGAUGAUGAAGAAAAUGUUGAGCCGAAGCACAAAUUUGAUCGUAUUCUUCAAGGAGUAAAAAAUGAAGUCCGUGAUCAUGUUGUAAUCGAAGAGGGUGUUGAGAAGUUGAUUCUCACUGGUGGUGAUGCACAAGCCGAUUUGAGCAUAGACGCAGGAACAACUAAUGUGCAAGUGGAUGAAAAGUCGGAGCCUAUGAACAAAGAGAGCGAUAUCAAUCAU